This is a messenger RNA of Archocentrus centrarchus (flier cichlid), 2610 nucleotides long. Its product is annotated as PRELI domain containing protein 3B-like. NCBI's taxonomy places the organism in Eukaryota, Metazoa, Chordata, Actinopteri, Cichliformes, Cichlidae. Gene Ontology annotation, cellular component: mitochondrial intermembrane space. The record is from RefSeq and is a predicted model, not a curated record. Bases 96 to 596 code for a protein of 166 amino acids. The transcript has 6 exons.
GGCUGCUCCUUCAGACCCUCCUUCCUUCCUCUCUCCGCGGUCACGCUGUCAUUUGUCACCGGCUCCCGUGCUCUGACAGAAAAACCGGUUUAAAAAUGAAGAUCUGGACGUCAGAGCACAUUUUCAACCACCCAUGGGAGACGGUGACCAACGCUGCCAUGCAGAAGUAUCCCAAUCCCAUGAACCCCAGUGUCUUUGGUGUGGAUGUUCUGAACAGAGGUGUGGACACAGAGGGACGGUUACACAGCACCAGACUGCUCAGCACAGAGUGGGGGCUCCCCUCUUUGGCCAAGUCGAUGUUUGGGGUAACAAGAACAUGCACGUACGUCCAGGAACAUUCAGUAGUGGACCCCAAAGAGAAGAUCUUUGAGCUGCAGUCUACAAACAUUUCCUUCACUAACCUUGUGUCUGUGGAUGAGAAGUUAACAUACAAGCCACAUCCACAGGACCCGGAAAAGACGGUGCUGACACAGGAGGCUCUGAUCAGUGUGAAAGGUGUCAGUCUGAGCAACCACCUCGAGGGUCUCAUGGCCAAGACCAUAUCUGUCAACGCCAGCAAGGGUCGGGAGCGAUGGAGUGGGUUAUCAGAAGGUUAAACACAGAAAUUGACGAGCUGGCAGCUACUGCUCGUGGUACCAUGCGCUCUUCUAUGGCAAGCAGCAGUUGCAGACAAUGAUCCCGGUCUUCCCGGCCGCUUACUUCCACCAUCAUGAAUCGAUGGGCCUUCUCUGACAUUUUCCCCUCAAAGGGGACAUCACCUCAUCUGCCAACACAGCCUAAUAAACCACAGCCCCAUCCUUGGCCCUGCGUUUUUUUGUAAUGAGAUCACUGUUGGUCCUUCCUCAGCAGUCUGCGCCCACAAGUUUUUACAGCGGUCGCCGCAGGCAGUGACGGGGGAGCGUUGAGCUGAUGACAGUUUUAAAAUUAAACAAGUUUAAAUUGGACUGCACUUGAAGCUCAAAUGACUUGGUCUUGUGAUGUGAAAGCCUUUUUUUUUUCUUUAAUACUUGUAAUUCACAGGGUGCCUCAGAAUCAUCUAACCAGGUUCUCCCCAUUGUCUCACACAUUUCAUCAUUGAUUUCAAAUCUUUGUAAACAAGCAGUGGAUGGCUCAAAUGAAGUGACUUUUCUGUGAGCUUCUGGAUUAACUGACCAUGCUAUGAACAGCAGAACUGACUGUAAUGUCUCAAAACCAAAAGCUACAAUGCAGACAGACUGAAAGUAGAGCCACUGUAUGACAAGUGGAAGUGCUGGAAAUCAAAGAAGCCAGUAUGUGGGUGGAUCAUAUUUGUGUCAUCAGGAAGUCUGAGAGUCAAACUAUGUAAGGGGUUCAAAGCAGUCAUGGGUCAGUGCGAAGGUGUUGUAGGGCAAUGAAGGUCAGCUUAGGCUUGUUAUUUAACAAACAUCUCAAUGUAUUUAAACUAAGUGGAGCAGACUGUUGAAUAGUUGAUACUUCUGGUGGGCAGCUACUGGUUUAUCUGCCACAGCUGUGAGCAUGGUGGACCCGUCUUCAGAAGUGGGUUUCUCUUCUGGGUCACUGUGGUCGGGUUUUGGUUAAAGAAUACUUGAUUUCUGAAGUCUCUUUUUUUCCUUACGGUGAUGUGCUGUACAGUUAAGUGUUACAGUAUGAGAAAUGUGAAUACUGAAUGUUUAACUUAUUUCAGCAUGUGUACUUAAAGUGACAGAAAGUCCUUGAAGGGUGCAAGUAAGAGUGGGCACUGAGCAGCGUGCAAGCAUUCACCAGUGUUUAGUGUGUUGUGAACGCUCACCAGUGUUGUUGGUGGAGCCCUGCAGGGUUACGUUCAGGGUCACGUACUGUGCCUACAUGAGAUGGAAAGAUGGAAAUAACCAGUUUUACACCCUAUAACACUUUAUUCUAACUCUAUUUGUGGCUAUUCACAAACCUUCUCUGUAUGUUCUUAACACUUAAUUUUAUUGUGUUUUUGUUAUGUUGUAUUUGUAACAUUUACAGAGGCUGUUGUCUUGUGGUUUUGUGUAAGUUUGAUGCAGUUUUUUUUUUUUUUAAAUGUUUCUUGCUUGUUUCAUAGAGGACUCUCAGGUGCUACAAUGUUAACAUUGAUUAGUGUCCCUACUCAUUUUUCAAAUACCACAAGGAGAUGGCGAUGUUACAACCAUCUGAUGCUUUCUUGUUAUUUUCACUAGAAAAUGGGCAGAGCUACAAAUGGAAGUUUACACGAGAACGGUUUGUGGUACAACUAAAGCUACUAUACAGUGUUGAAGUGUCCCUUUUGUGGAUUUCAACAGCAUCACAGGUCUUCGGAGAUGCUCCACAGUUAGCGCUUUUGAUCUACAGUAUUACACAUGUACUUCCAGUUCAACUUAUCAUUUUAAACCAUAACUCUCUGUUCUUCAGUCUCAUUAUGUGUUGUCCAGCUCUUGAUCAUUCUGUCUACACUCUGACCUGACCAUGCAGUGUCUCAUUUCAUGAAAUGUGAUGCUUUUUUUUAUGGGGAACAUUUUGAGAACAGUGGCUGUAAAUAGGUUUGUAUUUGUACUUCGAUGGUGUUGCAUUCCAAGAAUGUGAACGUGGAACAAAAUCUAAAGUGUGCACACUGAAAUGUUUCAAAAUAAAGAGAUGUCGUUUCAUGAA